GCCGCACAGGCCAAGCACGUCGGGUGCGGCCACAACGUCGUCGACGUCGCCAAACCAAUCGAAGCAGCUCUGGUGAAGCCAUUCCCGCAUCGACGUUAACAAGCAAUUGCCGUCAUUAAAAUGCGUGUCACACGAGUCCUCCGCGCCGUCCCCAAGAACCCCACGGGGUUCAACAUCAGCGAGUUCCGUAGAGCUGCCCGUGUGCCCGAGCACGAUCCUUGGAUCAAGAACGAGUCCUGGCGUACCACUGGCCAGUUCUCCCGCUCCGAGCGCUUCAAAGGCGCUCUUCCUGGCUUUGGCACCGCCUCCGUUGCCUUUGCUAUUUACUGCGUUUACGAGCAUCUCUUUCUCAAGGAUAAGCACCACCACGAUGGUACUGCGUCCGCCGUCACUGCGCACUGAGAUAUAGGUGGGGAUGGACAUUGAGAUGGAGAAGAGUGUCUGAGUCGGACUGAGUGGAUCCGGGUGGAUAUUCAGAGGGGGACAAACCGUUGAUAUGGGGUCGACAAAGAAGAAACUACAAACAGGACGCCUACAAACGCCAGGCAUAGCGGAUAGCUGGCAGCCGAGCUCUGGUUGAAAGAGCUUCACCAGGGAAGUCUAUCUCGGAUGGCGGGAAAGAUACAGAAGAGCAAUAUGACAGUACUGCACUUGACCCCGGAGCGGUUGUUGAGGGAGGGCGGUGCCUAUUGUAGACUGGUCUCCGUGAUGAGCAUACAUACAUAUUUCCCAAAGUGAUCGAGAUGUUCAGCUUCGUGUGAUUCUUGGACAUGUUUAUAUCUCAAUCAGCUUCUCAUCAUGUGUUUCGACAGACAGGCAUGUUGGGCAAUGGCAUAUAUACACACACGCACGCGCCGGCCGGGGUUUCGUAUGGACUUAAUCUUGACUUAUAGACACA
Messenger RNA from Neurospora hispaniola, 898 nucleotides. RefSeq names its product NADH:ubiquinone oxidoreductase 10.6kD subunit. Gene Ontology annotation, cellular component: mitochondrion. The transcript is spliced from 3 exons. The record is from RefSeq and is a predicted model, not a curated record. Bases 121 to 402 code for a protein of 93 amino acids. Gene Ontology annotation, biological process: mitochondrial respiratory chain complex I assembly; electron transport chain. NCBI's taxonomy places the organism in Eukaryota, Fungi, Ascomycota, Sordariomycetes, Sordariales, Sordariaceae.